UGCGGGAGAACUCCCCUCAAGUUCGUCGACAAAGAGCUCUCAUUUUAGCCAAGGACCCUAGUUCAACCAAUCGUAUGAAUGUUAUUAGCGCUCUGCAGGUCAUACAUGUUAAACUGAAACAACGACAGCCUACGGCAGCAUGGACAACUCACCCCUUCUGCCACGACCGAUACACAUAGACUCGUCGAAACUGCAGAAAGGGCAACGCGGAGGAGACAAAGUACCAGUUGAUGACAUCCAUAAAAACAGAGUAACUUAUUUGAUAACCGUGCAUUCUCCUGCUGACUCACUCUUUGCCAGAUUUCAAGGCUUGAGGGAACGCUUUGAUCAAGUCGUAGGGUUACACGAGGAGCUCGAGAGAGAUCUUGAGCUUGCAAAUGCACGCAUACGGAAGCUUCAAGCUGAGAACGACUUGCUUCUUGACGCUAUCAAUCUCACAGUGCCAGCAACACCUUCCCUCAUGCAUCUUACGCGUCCCUCACCGACACUAUAUUCACACUCUGUUGCACCUCCAGCGGCGCCGCCUCCACCUCACCACAUAAAUGGGCACAGUGUUCCUCAUGCUAAUGGGAGGUAUCGCCCAGUAGAUGUACGCUCACAAGUUAUCCCUCAUCAUCGUCAUCUCUGACCACAUGAUAUCACAACUUCGGAGCGGGAUCGUGAUCGUGAUUACCGAGAUAUUCCUCCUGAAACCACAGCGAACGGACGCUUGUGAAUACGAGCCAAAUGCGUGACCUUCGAUCAGAACCUGUUCGCAAGCCCAACAUUUUGUUGCGCUCGUCUUCGUGCGUUUUUACCUCGCUAUUAUUGCAACUUGUACCUUUAUAUGCCAAACAUAUGAUUCACUCUGAUUGGCUAACAAAGUCUGCCGGGUCUCGAUCUCCCCUUAUUUGGAACAUAAUGCUUCCUGCCGGUACAGGAAUAAGACCUAAUAUAUUACUUAUUCGCCU
Messenger RNA from Suillus subalutaceus, 950 nucleotides. RefSeq lists its product as uncharacterized. The record is from RefSeq and is a predicted model, not a curated record. NCBI's taxonomy places the organism in Eukaryota, Fungi, Basidiomycota, Agaricomycetes, Boletales, Suillaceae. The transcript is spliced from 5 exons. Bases 140 to 628 code for a protein of 162 amino acids.